AAAUAUCUAUCUGCUUUUACUGAACCAUGUCGCUGAGCCCAAAGCACACGACACCUUUCUCAGUGACAGAUAUUUUGAGCCCAAUUGAGGAGACUUACAAGAAGUUUAGUGGCAUGGAGAGCACUGGAAACCUCACAUCUCCAUUGGGAGCUUACCGGCAACCUCAGGUGUCCCAGACUGGCAUGCAGCAACACUCUAUGGGCCACAACGCCACCACCUACCAUAUGCCACACUCCGUCUCCCAGUUCUCGCACAGUGCAAUGGGGGGCUACUGCAAUGGCAGCAUUGCCAACAUGGGGGACCUACCCUCUUACCAAGAAACUAUGAGAAACAGCGCAGCAGCAACAGGGUGGUACGGCGCCAAUCCUGACCCUAGAUACUCAACAAUUUCUAGAUUCAUGGGACCUUCCACAGGUAUGAACAUGGCAGGAAUGGGCACGCUGACAGGCAUGGCCGACACCACCAAAUCCAUCCCACCUUUCCACGCAGCGCCAAGGAGGAAACGACGGGUGCUCUUCUCUCAAGCACAAGUCUACGAGCUGGAAAGGAGAUUUAAGCAACAGAAAUACCUCUCAGCGCCCGAGAGGGAACACCUGGCUAGUAUGAUACAUCUAACCCCGACGCAGGUCAAGAUCUGGUUUCAGAAUCAUCGCUACAAGAUGAAACGGCAGGCCAAGGACAAAGCAGCGCAGCAGCUUCAACAGGAGGGCAACCUGUGUCAACAGCAGCAGUCGCCAAGGAGAGUGGCUGUCCCUGUCUUAGUGAAGGAUGGCAAGCCUUGUCAAAACGGUUCCAACACACCGACGCCACACCAACAGCAGAUGCAGCAGCAACAGAACGGUUCCGGGGUCGUGCUUCCGACCUCCAGUAACUCUAUGAACCAACACCAAACCCAGCAGGUCAACGCACUGGUCCAGGCCCAAGACCUGGAGGAAAUGUCCCCUAGUCCCCCGUCACUCCACUCGCAGAUGAACAACAUGGGCCAGAUAGACACUACUGUAGAUUACACAAAUAACAUGGUCACGUCAAAUCUGCUUUAUGGCAGAACGUGGUAGGACCGGGCAUAUUUUCUUUCCUCCGUUUUUCCUCAAACUUUAGCGUCCUCUGAAUUAAGAAC
Sinocyclocheilus grahami is the source of this 1117-nucleotide messenger RNA. RefSeq names its product homeobox protein Nkx-2.4. The transcript is spliced from 2 exons. Gene Ontology annotation, cellular component: nucleus. Gene Ontology annotation, biological process: regulation of transcription by RNA polymerase II; cell differentiation. Lineage: Eukaryota; Metazoa; Chordata; Actinopteri; Cypriniformes; Cyprinidae. Bases 27 to 1055 code for a protein of 342 amino acids. Gene Ontology annotation, molecular function: RNA polymerase II cis-regulatory region sequence-specific DNA binding; DNA-binding transcription factor activity, RNA polymerase II-specific. The record is from RefSeq and is a predicted model, not a curated record.